AUGGCGGAAGUCCACAGACGUCAGCAUGCACGGGUUAAAGGAGAAGCCCCCGCGCCAGCCUCCACACACCGACAUGCGGAGGCGCUGGGCAUGGCGCCGGCCGAAACGCUGACGGUGUUCCUGAAGCUGCUGGCCGCCGGCUUCUACGGCGUGAGCUCUUUCCUCAUCGUGGUGGUCAACAAGAGCGUGCUCACCAGCUACCGAUUUCCCUCCUCACUAUGUGUUGGACUUGGCCAGAUGGUGGCUACAGUGGCAGUUCUCUGGGUGGGAAAGGCGCUCAGAGUAGUCAAGUUUCCUGACUUUGACAGUAAUGUACCUCGAAAGACGUUUCCACUACCUCUACUAUAUUUUGGGAACCAAAUCACGGGACUGUUCAGCACAAAGAAACUGAACUUGCCAAUGUUUACAGUUCUGAGGAGGUUCUCCAUCCUGUUUACAAUGAUUGCUGAAGCAGUGUUACUAAAGAAGACCUUUUCUUGGAGUAUUAAGAUGACUGUAUUUGCAAUGAUUAUUGGAGCCUUUGUAGCUGCCAGCUCUGACUUGGCAUUUGAUCUGGAAGGAUAUGUUUUUAUUCUGAUCAACGAUGUCCUGACAGCAGCAAAUGGCGCAUACGUAAAACAAAAAUUAGAUUCAAAGGAGCUGGGAAAAUAUGGCCUGCUCUAUUACAAUGCACUGUUCAUGAUUCUGCCCACCCUGGCCAUUGCAUAUCUUACAGGAGAUGCACAAAAGGCAAUGGAUUUUGAAGGCUGGGCGGACACCCUUUUUCUUCUGCAGUUCACCCUCUCUUGUGUGAUGGGGUUUAUCUUGAUGUACGCCACAGUCCUCUGCACUCAGUAUAACUCCGCUCUUACAACUACAAUAGUUGGCUGUAUUAAGAAUAUAUUAAUAACUUAUAUUGGAAUGGUCUUUGGUGGAGAUUAUAUUUUCACAUGGACAAACUUCAUUGGCUUAAAUAUCAGUAUUGCUGGGAGCCUGGUGUAUUCCUACAUCACUUUCUCUGAAGAGCAGCUGAGCAAACAGUCGGAGGCCAGUAGCAAGCUGGACAUCAAGGGGAAAGGAGCGGUAUGA
Pipistrellus nathusii (Nathusius's pipistrelle) is the source of this 1068-nucleotide messenger RNA. NCBI's taxonomy places the organism in Eukaryota, Metazoa, Chordata, Mammalia, Chiroptera, Vespertilionidae. The record is from the annotation of a GenBank genome assembly.